AUGGAAGGAGAUUCUGAUAGAAAGGUCAGUCCCGAAAGAGAUGAAAAAGAAACAGAAAAAGCUAUGAAGGGGAAUCAAAAAGCUUUCUCUGUUCCACUCUACAGUAUUUUCUCUUUUGCAGAUUCCCUUGAUUGCCUUCUCAUACUUGUGGGAACACUUGGAGCAGUUGGAACUGGUCUUGUCCUUCCCAUCUACGCUUUAGUCUUCUCUGAAACUCUGUACGAAAUAGGUUCAAGUACUGGUAAACCUGAGUAUGCCUUGUAUACAGUUUACCUUGCUAUUGCGGCUUUUGCAGUUGGAUGGGCAGAGAGACAGACUACAAGGAUGAGAUACAAAUAUCUAGAAGCCAUAUUGAAGCAGGAUGUGGCAGUGUUCGAUACACAGAUAAGGACUGGAGCUAUUCUGGAUAGCUUUUCUACCGAUUUUCUUCUUAUCCAAGAGUCUCUUGGUGAUAAGAUGGCCAGCUUUAUGUCCCAUCUAACAACAGUAGUUGCUGGGCUUGCUUUAUCACUGAGAUAUGCAUGGCCUGUGGGUCUAGUUGUCCUUGCCAUUGUACCACUGGUCGUCGCAGUAGGGGCUUCCUAUGCAUCUCUUCUCUCCAAGGUGACUUAUAAAGCUCAAACAGCAUCCGGAGUCGCGGCAACCAUUACUGAAGAAGUGCUUUCACAAAUUCGAACUGUUUAUUCCUAUGUUGGGGAGUCUAAGGCCAUGGCAUCUUAUUCAAAGAUGUUAAAAUCUACAGUUAAGUUGGAGUACCAAGAAGGACUGGUUAAGGGUGUUGGAAUGGGUGCUGUAAUGGCCAUAUCUUAUAGUUCGUGGGCUCUGCUUUGCUGGUAUGGAGGAAUCCUAACGAGGAAAGGCAUUUAUAAACCUGCAGAUAUUUUGUCUUCGCUUUUAAAUAUGCUUUUUGGAGUAGUAGCCAUAGGGUACGCGGUAUCAAGCCUAACUUUCAUAGUAAAGGGAGUGGCUGCUUAUAAAAAAAUAAUGGAGAUCAUUAACCAGACACCAAUCUUAAAAGACAAUAUGAUUGAUGGGCCUGAAGCAGAUCAACUGGAAGGCAUCAUCAAAUUUAAGAACGUUUGCUUCAGCUAUUCUUCACGUCCAGAUGCCAUUGUUUUACACGAUUUUAACUUGCUAAUACCAGCAAGAAAAACACUAGCUCUUGUUGGUGGCAGUGGCUCGGGAAAGACCACUGUAAUUUCUCUUCUAGAAAGGUUUUAUGAACCUACUCAAGGACAAAUACUAGUAGAUGAGCUUGACAUUAAAAGACUCAAUACAAAGUGGCUAAGGCAACAGAUAGGGCUGGUAAGUCAAGAGCCUGUUCUCUUUUCAAUAAGCAUAAAGGAAAACAUACUGUAUGGAAAGGAGGAUGCUAAUGAAGAAGAAGUGAUGGCGGCUGCAAAGGCUUCCAAUGCACAUGAUUUUAUUACCAACUUCCCUGAAGGGUAUAAUACCAAGGUAGGGGAAAGAGGAGCACAACUUUCUGGGGGGCAGAAACAAAGAAUUGCACUGGCAAGAGCAAUUUUGAAGAAUCCAAAGAUAUUACUUUUGGAUGAGGCCACCAGUGCCCUCGAUUCUGCUUCUGAGCGUCUUAUUCAGCUGACUCUCAAUGAGCUUAUGAUUGGCAGAACAACGGUGGUGAUAGCACACCGCUUAUCUACUAUUAAGAAGGUCGAUACCAUAGCUGUUAUGAAAGAUGGGUGUAUUGUUGAAAUGGGAAGCCAUGAUCAACUAAUGGCCAAAGAGGAUGGAGGCGCAUAUUUUUCUCUAAUAAAUUUGCAGGCACCAGAUUACUCUAAUAAUGACACAGAGCAGACGUUACAAGUAAUGCCAAAUUUAAGGUAUAUAUAUAAAUAG
Molecule: messenger RNA, 1857 nt
Organism: Cryptomeria japonica (Japanese cedar)
Lineage: Eukaryota; Viridiplantae; Streptophyta; Pinopsida; Cupressales; Cupressaceae
Product: ABC transporter B family member 19-like
Exons: 8
Coding region: 1-1857 (618 amino acids)
Biological process (GO): transmembrane transport
Cellular component (GO): membrane
Molecular function (GO): ATP hydrolysis activity; ABC-type transporter activity; ATP binding
Source: RefSeq, a predicted model, not a curated record